CAAGGUAUAACAAAUUAGCAUUUGGUAUUUAUUUGUGAAAUCAUAUCAAAAAUCAAUAAUUACACGCGAAUAUUAUCAUCUUACUAAUAACCAGUCUAUAUUUUUUUGUUCGCGAAAAAAAUUAAAAGUUGCUCGAUGGGUUUGUUUACAAAUUGAUAAGCGUUAUCAAAUUAUCGUUCGGUUUUUUGACGUUUGCCGUGUAAAACUGGGUCUAUAGAGUUUAUAGUUGUAUUACCUAACCUAAUAAUUUUCGUGAUUGAUAAAUUAAGAAAUAAUCUAUAACCAUGUCCUAUGACCUGAAACGGGAAGAGGAAGUGAAAGAAUAUACGGAGAAUCUCGGUAUCGAGUAUCGAUUUGGGUGUUUUAAAGAGAAAAAGCCGGAAGUUUGUCACCUUUUAGCCGAUUAUUUGGAAGCGAUCAAGAAAGACUACAAGAAAGCUGCGAAAGUGUACAAAAGCAACUGUGAUGAUUAUAAUUACCCGAAAUCAUGCUUGAAGUAUGGUAAUUACGCAUUGAUGGGGCGAGGCCGGGAUAGCAUUGAUCAGAACGAAGCGCUGAAGUAUUUCGAAAAAGGCUGCGAGUUGAAUGAACCGGUGUCGUGUCUCCACGCCGGUGUUUUAUUAACGGCCACGGGUCCUGCCACCAAAGUGCAGCGGGAUGUACCAAAGGGAUACAACUACCUGAAGAAAAGCUGUGAUCAGAAUGAUGACAAGGCAUGCCAUUACUUAGCUGGCAUGUAUCUGGCCGGUGUACCAAAGAACCCCAAAGAUUACAACCCACAUAACCCAGAGAAAAAUGUGAACAUUGACUUUCUCAUUAAACCAGACAUGAAGCAAGCAUUUCAAUUUGCAAAGAAAGGAUGUGAACUUGGUAAUAUUUAUGCUUGCGCAAAUGUAAGUUUGAUGUACAAAAAAGGUGAUGGAGUUGAGAAGAAUCUUGAUGAAUCAAAACGUUAUUUCCAAAUUGCAACAACCCUACAGAAAGCUCACGAGACUGCAAAAAAUGUGCAGUUCCAGCAAGGUCUUGAACAAAAAACAGUUGCUUAAGUAGUUCUAUGUAUUUAUUGUAUAUUAUUUUAAUAUAGAUUGUGAAGUAUUGUGAAUUUCAUAAAUUAUUUUGUUGGCGUAAAUUAUUAAGAUCAAUAAAGGUGUUUAGUAGUA
Pararge aegeria (speckled wood butterfly) is the source of this 1160-nucleotide messenger RNA. RefSeq names its product cytochrome c oxidase assembly factor 7 homolog (gene Coa7). The record is from RefSeq and is a predicted model, not a curated record. The coding region runs from base 285 to 1046 and encodes 253 amino acids. NCBI's taxonomy places the organism in Eukaryota, Metazoa, Arthropoda, Insecta, Lepidoptera, Nymphalidae. The transcript is spliced from 2 exons. Gene Ontology annotation, cellular component: mitochondrial intermembrane space. Gene Ontology annotation, molecular function: protein binding.